Molecule: messenger RNA, 1499 nt
Organism: Syngnathoides biaculeatus (alligator pipefish)
Lineage: Eukaryota; Metazoa; Chordata; Actinopteri; Syngnathiformes; Syngnathidae
Gene: acta2
Product: actin alpha 2, smooth muscle
Exons: 9
Coding region: 179-1312 (377 amino acids)
Source: RefSeq, a predicted model, not a curated record
CGCUCCUUUUUUGGAUGGAUGAGAAGAGGAGGAGGAGGCGGAGGAGGCUUCUUAAGGAGUCUCCUCAGCCGGGAGCCUCACUCGAUUGCCGCUCAUCCGCUCGUCUUCUUCUGACCUUCGACCUCCCGAUCCCUGCACCCAGCAGCUCCGCGCGUGGUAGCGCCCCCUCCCUGCAGCCAUGUGUGACGACGAGGAGAGCACCGCCCUGGUGUGCGACAACGGAUCGGGACUUUGCAAGGCCGGAUUCGCCGGAGACGACGCGCCCAGAGCCGUCUUCCCCUCCAUCGUGGGCCGGCCCAGGCACCAGGGCGUGAUGGUGGGCAUGGGCCAGAAGGACAGUUACGUUGGCGACGAGGCUCAGAGCAAGAGGGGAAUCCUCACCCUCAAGUACCCCAUUGAGCACGGCAUCAUCACCAACUGGGACGACAUGGAGAAGAUAUGGCAUCACUCGUUCUACAAUGAGCUGCGGGUGGCCCCCGAGGAGCACCCCACCCUCCUGACCGAAGCGCCGCUCAACCCCAAGGCCAACCGAGAGAAGAUGACACAGAUCAUGUUCGAAACGUUCAACGUUCCUGCCAUGUACGUGGCCAUCCAGGCCGUCCUGUCCCUCUACGCCUCCGGACGCACUACAGGCAUCGUAUUGGACUCCGGGGACGGCGUGACCCACAACGUUCCCAUCUAUGAAGGUUACGCUCUGCCUCACGCCAUCAUGAGGUUGGACCUGGCCGGGCGUGACCUCACCGACUACCUCAUGAAGAUCCUGACCGAACGCGGCUACAGCUUCGUCACGACUGCCGAGCGCGAGAUCGUCCGCGACAUCAAGGAGAAGUUGUGUUACGUGGCUCUGGACUUCGAGAACGAGAUGGGCACGGCGGCCACGUCGUCCUCGCUGGAGAAAAGUUACGAGCUCCCCGACGGGCAGGUCAUCACCAUCGGAAACGAGCGCUUCCGAUGCCCCGAGACCUUGUUCCAGCCGUCGUUCAUCGGCAUGGAGUCGGCCGGCAUCCACGAGACCACCUACAACAGCAUCAUGAAGUGCGACAUCGACAUCCGCAAGGACCUGUACGCCAACAAUGUGCUGUCGGGCGGCACCACCAUGUACCCCGGCAUCGCCGACCGCAUGCAGAAGGAGAUCACUGCGCUCGCCCCCAGCACCAUGAAGAUCAAGAUCAUCGCUCCCCCCGAGAGGAAGUACUCGGUGUGGAUCGGCGGCUCCAUCCUUGCGUCGCUGUCCACCUUCCAGCAGAUGUGGAUCAGCAAGCAAGAGUACGACGAGGCGGGCCCUUCCAUCGUCCACCGCAAGUGCUUCUAGCGGCCCGCGCUCAAAGCGGCUAGCCGCUGUUGGCUAACGUCUGCGCCGCCUCAGUCUUGUUACUUUCUUGUCCUUUUGGUUUUCAAAACAUGUUGGAUGGAAAAAAAAAAAAGUUUGGACUGCUGCCACAGGGGCGUGGCCUCAAAAUGAAAGAAAGCAAAUAAAAUUCAACUGCAACUUUUUAAAA